This is a messenger RNA of Pantherophis guttatus, 6928 nucleotides long. It is a transcript of the gene GXYLT2, whose product is annotated as glucoside xylosyltransferase 2. Gene Ontology annotation, biological process: protein O-linked glycosylation via N-acetylgalactosamine. Gene Ontology annotation, molecular function: UDP-xylosyltransferase activity. The record is from RefSeq and is a predicted model, not a curated record. Lineage: Eukaryota; Metazoa; Chordata; Lepidosauria; Squamata; Colubridae.
UUUCUGAACUUUACGGUAAGGGUCUUCCUCCUGGCCCCUCCCCGCUUGGCCGCUGAACGGCGGGGCCCAAUGUGGCACUGCGCGCCGCCAACUCCCUCCUUUGAGCCCGGACGCUUCGGGCGCCGAGAGAUCGAGCGAGCGAGCGGGCGGCUUUAAAAUGUCAAAGCUGGAUCCAAUUUGCCAGCGCGGGAGCGAGAGGAUGAGGGGGACGUCUCUUCGCCGGGGCUGAGGCAGCCUUGCCUGCCGGACGAUGAGGGUCUCUUGCAAAGUGGUGGCCCUGGCGCUCUGCCUGGCGCUCCUGCUGCUCCUCUACCUCUUGGUGGCCAACGCCGACGAGCCGCCUUUGCCAGCGGCGGGAGAAAGCCCCUCGGGGCCCCUGGCCGCCGGGAACGACGUCGCUCCGCCGCUCCAGACUCGCUUCAGAUCCGUCCAGCCGGCGGAGCCAGAGAAAGAAAAAGCGGUUCUGGUUUCCAAGCGGGAGCCACGUCCCCACCGAAAGGCAGGCAAACGCAGCGCGGGUCGAUCCAGAGGGAAGUCAACGAGCCUUCGGAGACCAAAGGACCAAAAGCAUUCUGCAGCCCAGUUUUCUUCGGUGCAAUGGAUGCAUCUUGCAGUUGUAGCAUGUGGCGACCGGCUGCUAGAAACUCUCAACAUGCUGAAAUCAGCAGUUCUCUUUAGCAACAAGAAGCUCAAAUUUCAUAUUUUUGCCGAGGAUUCCCUGAAGCCAGAGUUUGAGAAGAAAUUAGAGGAAUGGCCUACCUCGUUCUCAAAGAAGUUUGAAUACAAUGUCUACCCAAUCUCCUUCUCAGUUGGAAAUGCUGAAGAGUGGAGAAAAUUAUUCAAACCAUGUGCUGCCCAACGCCUCUUUCUUCCGAUGAUUUUGAAGGAUGUGGAUUCCCUUCUGUAUGUGGACACAGAUGUCUUAUUCCUGCGACCCAUUGAUGACAUUUGGAGCUUUCUGAGAACUUUUAAUGCCACCCAGUUGGCUGCAAUGGCACCGGAACAUGAAAUACCAAAGAUUGGCUGGUAUAGUCGUUUUGCUCGCCACCCAUACUAUGGAACCACUGGGGUGAAUUCUGGUGUCAUGCUAAUGAAUUUAACCCGAAUAAGAAAUACCCAAUUCAAGAACAACUUGAUACCAACAGGCUUGAAAUGGGAAGAGAUGUUGUACCCGUUAUACCAAAAGUAUAAAAAUUAUAUUACGUGGGGAGACCAGGACUUGCUAAAUAUUAUUUUUUACUUCAAUCCAGAAUGUCUCUACCUCUUUCCCUGUCAGUGGAAUUAUCGACCCGAUCACUGCAUGUAUGGCAGUAAUUGCAAAGGAGCAGAAGAAGAAGGCAUUUCAAUUCUGCAUGGAAAUCGAGGUGUCUAUCAUGAUGAUAAACAACCUACUUUCAAAGCACUCUAUGAAGUGAUACGUGAUUUUUCCUUCGAAGACAAUCUCUUCCAAUCAAUGUACUAUCCUCUCCAGUCCAAGUUCCUCAAUACUGUACACACUUUAUGUGGGCGAAUUCCACAGGUUUUUCUGAAACAAAUUGAGAGAACCAUGAAGAAGGUCUAUGAAAAACAUGUGAUUGUCAAUAUUGGAGCCAAUUUCAGAUUAUAAUUGUAGCAAUAUAUUUUAAUGGAGCUUUUGUCACCCAUCAUAUGAACUGAAAGUUCUGUGCUGGUUUUUGCAACAGUUCUGUAAACAGGUACCUGGGAGUAAGAUUCAUGAAGCUUAGUAAGACAUUUCUGACUAGACAUGUAUAAGAUUGCAUUGAGUCAGUUAUUGCUUAAGCAAAAUGACAAGGCUUAUUUUUAAUUAUAAUAAUGACCAUUCCAUUAUUUAGCUUGAUGGUGGUUAAAGCAAUGGUUUAAAUUCUGGGAAAAAGAAAAGAAAAAUACUGUUGUAGGUAAGAUGAGGAACAUAAAUAUUUGGAAACUUAAGACAAAUACAAGGAGAAUUUCUCUGUAAUUCUGUGAGAAGGCUCUUACAGAUAUUUCUUGUGCUGGAAAAUAACUGCUGAGAAUACGUAAUGAUAUAACUUAGUUUUUACAAUGGCAGAGGGAUGGAUUCUGUAGUUCAUCAUUCAAUGCAUGUUGUUGCUUUGAAACUUUGCUCUUUGAUGUUAGUAACUUUGGAUUUUGGCAUUUCCAUACUAUCAAUUCUCUUCAAACCUAGAGUAGAAGAUACCUUUGGGUUUUCUUGUCCCUCCCUUUUCACCAAUUCACAGUGAGUAUCCACUUUUGGUACCAUAUAGUUGUCUUUGAGUUGAACUUAGUCCAUUCAGCUAUUUCAGCACAGGAAAUUAGCCUUCCUCUCUGCUUCCAUUCAUGGCACUUGAUUCACCAACAUUCCCUUUAGGACACCAUUGAAAAUGUCUUUGUCCUGCCUCUAGACCUUCUGCAGGUUAACUCUCUUUUGUUGCAUCAUGGUCUUGAUUGCCAAACUGACAUCAAGACUAUAAUUUGAACCUCAUACUUUUAGACGGUUUUCAGCAGAUUGCAAUUGGUCACAGUUCAUGUGUCAUUUCACUGAGGAACAUCUAUCUCUUUGGUAUUUUAGGGACCAUUAUUAUUAUUAAAUCAUAUGGGGAUUCUGUUUCAGCAAAUCUAACUGUGCCCCAAUUAUUUUAACCAGAAGGAUUGUCAGCCUUGCUACCUUGGUACUUGAGGAUAGUGAGGUGAAGGUUAAUUUCUUCUCUUUGCUAAGGUUUACAUGAUGAAAACAGCAACUAUUGUUGGUGUUAUUUCUUUAAAGCUUGGUGGAAGGACUGUAUGUAAUAAACCAAGUAGAUUCUUGUCUGAAAAAAAAUGUUUUAACUAGUUAUUAAGGUGAUAUUCUUUACUUUGCAUGAUGUAACAUAGAGUUGUCUUUAUCAUCUCACCAAGUAUUAAUAUAUCCAUUUUGUUGUCUGCUAUCUUUGCUACACCUGAUUAAGACAACUAUUCUUCCGAACAUCUUUAUCCAUUUCUGAGUUAAAAUGCAGAACGCUUUACAGGAAUAUAUUUUUGUCAUUUUACAUACAGAAUUUGAGGAACAGACUUUUCACAUAGAGUUGUAUACUAUGUUCUAGAUAGCUCUUUUCUGUCUCAAAUAUUUAUGUAGUAAUAUUUUUCAUUAUAUUACUCUGAAGCAGCUUUUGAGCUGUUUCCUUCUUUACAUUUUUGCAAAUGUGUCCUAAAAUGUAGGACAGAAUUUACUACAAAAUCUCACUUUGGUAAGAAGAAUUUGAUGUUAGUUAGUGUGGCCUGCAAUCUGGCCUGUAGAAUGGAAGCAUAUGAGAGGGUGAGCUAAGAGAUCAACCAGAGGGUAAAAGAAAAUCUGGUUGGAUUUGUAAGUGUCACCCUGUGAAUAAGUUAAGUGAAUUUGAAACUGCUACUAUACUAAUGCCAAAUUAGUUUGUCUGAUGCUAGUGCUCCUUAAAGAGUAACAGCAAAACCGAAAGGUUAACACCAUGCCACAUCCUCCUUUGUGGAUUUGUGUGUUUUUUGUCUCUGCAAAACGAAAGCUCAUUUGAGUAUAACUUAAUUGCAGAAAAAUUCAGAAUGCCUUGCCUAGCAAUUAUUAAAAAGAAAAAUAAAUUUCCAUAAAAAGUAUUAGAAAAUCAAACUCAUGGAAAAGGAAGAAGAGCUAAAUGCUUAUUUUAUAGCAGAUAUAAUAUUCAAAGGGAUGAAAAGAUCUAAUAUUAUCCAUCCAAAAGAUAGAAUCUUGAAAAAUCUCUUUAAUGGAAAAUUGAUACAAUUUUCAAGAGUGAGUUUGGCCUUUUUUCACUUGGUGAAAUAUAUCCCUGGAUUAGUUGCUUUCUGUUAAAUCUCCAUUCAUGUGCAGGAUCUCAGGUGCCCUGUAAGAUGUUUCAAAAUCCAGUAUUGCAAAGUUUUUUUAAAGGGUUUUUAAAAAUGCUAUUUGAUACAGUAUUUGAUUCCAGGACAGAUUUAGAAUUUGUCCAGUUCAAUUUCUCAAACAGUGUCUUUAUUUAAUCCUUUUAUAUCUCCUGUAUGAUACUCACAAGCAUAUACACAUCUCAGAGAAGAUUGGAAAAUACUUGGAUAUGCAUCACAAAACUCUUUGAGAUUUGCCAUACAUUGAAGCAACAUUGCUAUUGCGGUUUUCUUUGAAGGGAAAAUAACCUAAAGUCUAUAGUAAGAAUUCUGCUCCCCUUGAACCUUUGAUUUGAGUUACUUUAUCAGAUGUAUUGGAAGUUGAAUUCAAAUCCUAGAGAUGAGGACUAGCUCAAAGACAACAAUGAAUUCUGGUGUGCUACCAAAGUAGUUUUUUAAAAAAAAAUCAUUUUUGUAAAUUCAAAUUCCUUUUCAGAAAUUGAGUUCCAGUUAUACUUUUAUAGUAAACUAAAUAGUGUGAUUUUGAACAUAAAGAAGGAAGCAGUUACCGGUAACUUUCUUGUCAUAUAAAGUAUUAUCUCUACCAUAUUUUGAUAUGUUUACAAAAAUUGUAAUGUAUUAUAUUUUGGUUUGUUUUUUAAAAAACAAGCAAACCUAAAAAUACUUUUUAUAUUUUCGCUUGAUUUAUAAAGGAUUUAAUUUUCUAAUAGUGAAUUAACACUAACAAUUCUGCACAGUAUUAGUAGACUUAUGCAAGGAAAAAUAUCCGUUUGCGUUCUGUUCUUGGGACGUUGUUGGUGGAUUACAUUGCAAACCUUUUAAGAAAAAAAAUUAAAAUAAUUAUAAAUAUAUUUGCUGGAUAAAUUCCUAGCUUGUUUAAACAAAUAGCUUGCAAUUUUCAGUACAUUUCAUAUUAUAAUUUUAAUAACAUUUUUUUAAUAUGUUAUUAAUAUAUGCAAAAUACUAAUUACUGAUUUUUUAAAAAAUAACCAUUAUAUAUAGGGCACAUAUAAAUAUUUAUUUCAACACCCACAUCUACAUGCUGUGUUAUUUUUUUAUAUUAGGAUAUGAGAAGGGGAUUUUCCACCUACUGUGAUUCAGUAAAAAGACUGACAUCAAAAUAACUGUAAACCAAGGUAAAUUAAGAUUACAGGACUGGAGAAACAAGAGUGAAUUUAUAAUCUUGUUUUAAUAGUUUUGUGGUAAAACUAUACUUUAAUCUCUAACUGAUGCAUAGUUGCUUAACUAGUUCUGCUUGCUGGCUCAGUGUACAUUAAAGUCUGUCAGUAACUGAAUGGCAAACACUCAAAUAAUGAACCAUAGGGCUGUAAUAAAUUAUGUACAUCUACAAUUAAAAGGAGAAUAGUUAUAUUGAUGAACUGUCACCAGUUUCAGUCCUAAAUCUCAAUCUUGGGUACAUUUCUAUCUGCAAAAUAUUACCUAUAGCUGAUUGAUCCUUUGCAGACCUAGACAUGUCUAUACCUAUUGAUUUUAAGGUUGAAUGUGCCAAAAAUCCUUUUACAAGUGUACAACUUCAUGUACACUUGCUUUCAAUAACUGCCAGAUUACUAUCUCAAAGACUUGAAGCGUCACAGUUCAAGAUAGACUGUCAAGAUAGAUGUAGCUCUUCAGAUAUGUCUAUGGGGAUUCUCAGUCAUCCAGGUCAUUUUUGUCCCAAAGAUGCUUUUUCAAAUGUGAUCUGAUGUGUAUGAAUUUAACCUUGAUUUGGAAGGAAUUUGUCCUAUUGCCAAAUUGCUUUAAGGCAGGAGUGGGCAAAUGUGGCCCUUUUACAACCUGUGGACUUCAACUCCCAGAAUUCCUGAAACAAGCUGUCUCAGGAAUUCUGGGAGUUGAAGUCCACAGGUUGUAAAAGGGCCACAUUUGCCCACCCCUGCUUUAAGGGGUCCUUGAUGCUCUUUGAGCUUGGUUGUUUUCUUGCAGACUUUUCAUUGCCCCAAACUGUUGUGUAAUGACUGCAACAGUUACUAUAUAGGACAAGCAGAUAGAAGACUAAUAAAGUGCAUCCAUGAACACGAACUAGCAGUCAGAAGUCAGGAUGAAAACUCCCUAAUUGCAUAACAUAUGGACAGACUUAACCAUAGUUUCAACUGGGAAACUGGAACCAUCCUAGACCAAGCCAAAUUCAAAAACACUAGGAAAUUUCUAGAAGUUUGGCACUCUGACAAAUUAGCCAUCAAUAGACACAUAUACAUAAACAAUAUCUACAUACUAUGCAAAAGAGACAAACAACAAGGCAAAAAGGGAACAAAAAGACUGAAACAUCCCCCACCAGCAAUUAACACUCAGAUGAAUAUAGAUUUAACUCCAAGAUUAAUAUCAGGCCAACAGUCAAGAAGUAAACAAUACCCCAAUCAAGGAAUUCACAAACAAGCUAACAGUAAGCAGCCCAACCAAGGAACCUGUAAAAUCACUUCCACCAACACUGACAGGGCAAGUCACUAGAAUAUAAACUGAGAUCAAACCCCACUCCUUGCUAGCACUGAUAAUAUUACCUACUUUGUGUAAUUUGUGUAAUAAAACAUCUACAAAAAACCCAACCAACCCUCCCAAGUUCAGAGGGUAUGAAGGACGCCUCAUUUCAACCCUUAGUUACAAAUAUUCUCCUUUAUUGGCAAACUGCUUUUAUUUAUUAGAAUUGUAUCUUUAUAAUUUUCAGAAUUCCAGAGUCUCCAGAAUGUUGAUACAACUUAAAAAUUCAUUCUCACCUUAUUUUUUUUGUUCUGAAUCCAGUCAUAGUCUAAGAAAAAAAUAUUUUUUUAGCGCUAAGAAACUUCUUGAUGAGAUGUAAAGAACAGGUUUUAAUCUCCACUUGCUUCUAAAGUUAGUUGAUAAUUGUGUACCUAUAGAUUUUCUACAUGGCAAACUGUUGCAGAUUUCCAUCUAAGUGGAAAAUGAAAAAUGGAAUUUGCAUUACUUGUCUCUGUGUAAAAUUGCAAUCAAUGUCAUGUCACUUUACUAACUUGUAUAUUUCUGUUUGAUGAAGUGCACUGAAUAUUUAUGGCUCCUAAGGAGGCAAUUACAGUGUAUUUAAAGUCAUUUAUAAUUUUAGACCUUUCAGGUAAAUAAACCAACUUUCAGCAAA